AUGGCGGAAUCCCAGGUGCUUCUGCUGGACGAGUCGCACGUCAACGAGAAGGUGACGGAGGCCCAGGCUCGCUUCUACUACAGCGAGGAGCAGCGGCGGGCCCUGGAGACGCUGGUGACCCGGGGCGAGGCGGCCUACCGGGAGGCCCUGAGGAAGGAGCAGCUCCGCGACUUUCUCUCCAGCCAUGAGCUGCAAGCCCUGCGGGGCGGCUGGCGGGGAUACGACGACCCCCGGGAGAGCGGCAAGGCGGCGCGGGGACCCGGCGGCGAGACCCUCUCGUUGGCCUACUGGCCCGAGCGCUCGGACACGGAGGUGCCCCCGUUGGAUUUGGGUUGGACCGACAAGACCUUCUACCGGGGCAUCAGCCGGGUGGCCCUCUUCACGCACCCGCGCAAGGAGGAGAGCUCGCCCCACCUGAAGGAGGUGGUGCGGGAGAUGAUCCAGCAGGCGCAGAAGAUUAUUGCAGUGGUCAUGGAUGUAUUUACAGACCGGGACAUCUUCCGUGAUAUUGUUGAUGCAGCUUACAAGCGCUGGAUCCCAGUCUAUAUAAUCCUAGAUGAGGAGAGUGUGAAGCUCUUUCUGGAAAUGUGCAGAUGCCUUGACCUCAGUGACUUGCAGAUCCGGAAUAUCCGCGUACGUUCUGUGACAGGAGUUGGGUUCUACAUGCCAGCAGGGAAGAUCAGAGGCACGUUGGCAUCCCGAUUCCUGAUGGUGGAUGGUGAAAAGGUGGCCACUGGAUCAUACAGCUUCACAUGGAGUUCAUCCCACAUUGACAGAAACAUCCUGCUAGUCUUGACAGGACAGCAUGUGGAGAUGUUUGAUGUUGAGUUUCGUGAGCUCUAUGCCAUCUCAGAGGAAGUUAAUUUCUACAGGGAACUGGGUAUUGCUAACCCAUUCCUUCUUGGAAUUGGGAAGCCAGGCCUUCAUUCCUCCACCGUGGCUCGGAAGUUCAUUAACCCCAAGUAUGGUUUAGUGGCAGGGGCAACCCGUGGUGAUAUGAUGCUCUGGGCUUCACGGCACAGGCAGGAUAAUGAGGGGAACAUGGAAAAGGAGGAAACAAGUGAGUCAAAGAAGCGGUUAAAUCAGUUUCUGAAUGACUUAGUCACAUUGGAGCAGGAGUUCCCAGAAAUUGAUCCACCUCUGGAGAACUUGAACAAGCUGAAUCGGAGCCCUCAGAAACUGUUCUCCCGGCUCCACGUGGACCUGAAAAAUAAAUCCAAAUCCAGAGAGUCUAUUCGUGAUGUGAAGAAAGAAGAUGCACAGGCCAACUCAAAGCAAGGAAAACGGUUUGCCAGUGGGCUUUUCAGUCGCAAGGCCAAACGGUCUCCAGGCUCAAGCAUAGAGGCCAAUUCUUUUGCCAGUGAAGGACAUUCAGCAGAAGACCUUGGAAACAUGAAACUGGAAUAUGAGCGGCUCAGCAUUGGCCAUGCCAGUGUUCGGAGCACUGGAGGCAUCUCAGGUAACGUGGGUCCAAACUCCACCACGAGCGAUAAAAACAAACAAUCUACCUGUGUGUUAUCUUGA
This is a messenger RNA of Haliaeetus leucocephalus (bald eagle), 1524 nucleotides long. RefSeq names its product family with sequence similarity 83, member F (gene SACK1F). Lineage: Eukaryota; Metazoa; Chordata; Aves; Accipitriformes; Accipitridae. The record is from RefSeq and is a predicted model, not a curated record. The coding region runs from base 1 to 1524 and encodes 507 amino acids. The transcript has 5 exons.